Molecule: messenger RNA, 2469 nt
Organism: Thelazia callipaeda (thelaziosis nematode)
Lineage: Eukaryota; Metazoa; Nematoda; Chromadorea; Rhabditida; Thelaziidae
Source: the annotation of a GenBank genome assembly
AUGGGUAAUUACAAAUCACGUCCACCGUCUUGUUGUGCUGAUGAACUGAAGAAAAAAAUUAGCGAGGGUUAUGCAGUAGUGCGAUCGAGACUUAAUGAUGACGUAAAACCACGAUUUGAUACUUGGAACAUACUGCAAAAUACUUGUUUCCAAGGGACGUUGAAGGCCUUAGAAGAAUCUCUGAAAUGCUUGGAAAAUUUCAAUGAACUCGCCGAAAAUCAUCAUUUGUCGUUACUUCAUCUCAUUUGUGCUGGAUAUUCAGAGCAGCAAUCGGAAAAAGUUGUAUUAUUGCUUGAGUCAUGUGGUGAAGAUGAAGAGAAAAAACAGUCGCUACUGAGACAUCUUUCAAAAAAUGGCUUUUCCGCUCUUCAUUUCGCUAUUUAUAAGGAUGAAAUUAAUACAGUAGAAAAUCUACUCACAGCAGGAGCUGACGUAGAUUUUGCUGGUCGUAACAAAUUACCACCUUUGCAUUUAGCAGUGAUGUGCGGAAACAUAGAAUUGAUUCAAAAGUUAAUCGAUCGGGGUGCUUCCCUGCAAGCCGUUGACUUUGUCAAUUUCACGUCACUUCAUUGUGCUACUUAUUUUGCUCAUGAAGAGAUAGUGCGCUUGUUGAUUAAAUGUGGAGCUGAUCCGAAUUCAUCUGGGGGUGUAAAUGAUAGACCGCUUCACUUAGCGAGCAGUAAGGGGCAGAUCAGUAUUGUUUCCGCUCUUUUAGAAGCAGAUGCUGACCCAACUCUAGCAGAUGAUGAAGGUAAUACAUCACUGCAUUUUGCUGCAAAAACAGGCCAUGUUGGAAUAAUUGAUUUACUGCUACUUAAAAUUGGUGCUAGACAUCAAGAGUUAGCUUUGAAAACAAAUAUAUAUGGCGAUACACCACUUCAUACAGCGUGUUAUGCAGGUCGCUUAGAUGCAGCUAAGCGAUUGUUGACUGUUUUUGGAUCAAAUACUUUAAAUAUGGAGAAUGUAUUUUCUGAAACACCACUGCAUGCAGCGUGUACAAGUGGUAAAAACUUGGAUUUAGUAGCAUUUCUGCUGAAACAACCCGGUGUAGAUGCAAAUUUUCAAGGACAAGACGGACACACUGCUCUUCAUAGCGCCUGUUAUCAUGGUCAUUUACGUUUUGUACAGUAUCUUUUGGAUAGUGGUGCUGACCAGUCUCUGAUGGCUCGAGCAGUUGAUCAUCCACUUUCGCCUGCAAAAGCAUUAUAUGGUGAUUUUUCAUUCCCAUUUUAUAAUUUUUUGCCAGCACAUUUUCAAAUAGAUCAUUUAGCGAACACAUCAUCGAAUAUACCUCAGACAAUGCUCACCUUGUCCAAAGAAACAGCAAAUUCUUUUGGUGGUUCAUCUAUCUCAUCAGCUAGCUUCAGUGAUGAUCAACAGCAAACACCCAUCAUUUGGGCUUAUGAAAAAGGUCAUGAUCAAAUUGUUGCCUUGCUUAAGCAUUAUGCAAAUAAACGUCCUGAUUCUGAUGUUUGCUCCGAAUAUAGUUCUGGUGAUAGCAGCUAUACACCACUUCCGAGUCCUCUUGGUCGUUUAAGAUCAAUGACGAAGGAAAAAGCUGAUAUAUUACAACUUCGUGCCUCUCUAUGCAAUCAAUUUCAUCUUUCUUUAACAGAUGUCGACUUUCAGGAAGCUAUUGGUAGUGGUUCAUUUGGGAAGGUUUAUAAAGGUACAUAUCGUGGAAAAAUAGUAGCGAUUAAAAGAUAUCGUGCAGUAGCAUUUGGUUCCAAAAGUGAUGUUGAUAUGUUUUGUCGUGAAGUAUCAAUUCUUAGUAAAUUACAACAUCCAAAUGUGAUCGCUUUUGUUGGUGCUUGUUUGGAUGAUCCUAGUGUACCAUUUUAUAUUGAUACUUGUUUACAGCAGUUUGCAAUUAUAACAGAAUUUCUUGUAAAUGGAUCAUUAUUCUCUUUAUUACACGAGCAAAAACGAGUUCUAGAAAUGACCUUACGCCUUAAUAUUGGAAUUGAUGUUGCACGUGGUAUGCAAUACUUGCAUGAACUUGCUCAAAGACCAGUGAUUCAUCGAGAUUUGAAUUCCCAUAAUAUUCUUCUCCGUGAUGAUGGCCAUGCUGUUGUAGCAGACUUUGGCGAAUCACGGUUCAUGGCUCAACAUGAUGAUGAAAAUAUGACAAAACAGCCUGGUAAUCUUCGAUGGAUGGCACCUGAAAUCUUUACACAAUGUGGACGUUAUGAUCGAAAAGCGGACGUAUUUAGUUACGCAUUGUGUAUUUGGGAACUUCAUGCUGCCGAGCUACCAUUUGCUCAUUUGAAACCUGCUGCUGCUGCUGCUGAAAUGGCUUAUAAACGAGGUCGCCCACCCUUACCUCCACAUCCAACUAUCCAGUUUCCAGCUCAUAUUUUAUACACCAUAACAUCAGCUUGGCAUCACGAUCCUAAAUCUAGGCCUGAUUUUGCUGAUAUUUUGCCAAAUAUUGAAAAAUAUGCUUCUCCAAUUAAACCAUUCAGCGGA